Miniopterus natalensis is the source of this 2391-nucleotide messenger RNA. The record is from RefSeq and is a predicted model, not a curated record. Lineage: Eukaryota; Metazoa; Chordata; Mammalia; Chiroptera; Miniopteridae.
CAAGAAGGGAUGGCGUGGAGGCCUCCCAGGGCCUGAGUAGUGUGUGUAAUCCACAGCUCGUUGGACCUGGAGCCUCCAAGUCGGGGGCCUGCACCAGCCAGGAGACAAGAAGAAUCGAUGCUUCUGCCCCUGGCGACAUGUACACGGUGUAAUGACAGGAAAUGAGCAUGUUUGCAGAGAAACCGCUCUCCUGAAAUUUAAGACAAAGGCGUCGUUGCUUGGCUCUGGCUGAGACCAUGGCCAAUGGCAUUGACGAGCUCAUCGGCAUUCCCUUCCCCAACCACAGCAGCGAGGUUCUGUGCAGCCUGAACGAGCAGCGCCAUGACGGCCUGCUCUGCGACGUGCUCCUGGUGGUGCAGGAGCAGGAGUACCGCACGCACCGCUCCGUGCUGGCGGCCUGCAGCAAGUACUUCAAGAAGCUCUUCACGGCCGGCACCCUGGCCAGCCAGCCCUACGUCUACGAGAUCGACUUCGUGCAGCCCGAGGCCCUGGCCGCCAUCCUGGAGUUCGCCUACACCUCCACGCUCACCAUCACCGCCUCCAACGUCAAGCACAUCCUCAACGCCGCCAGGAUGCUGGAGAUCCCCUGCAUCGUGAACGUGUGCCUGGAGAUCAUGGAGCCCGGCGGCGCGGGCGGCGAGGAGGACGACAAGGAGGACGACGACGACGACGACGAGGACGACGACGACGAGGAGGAAGAGGAGGAGGAGGAGGAGGAGGAGGAGGAGGAUGACGAUACGGAGGAUUUCGCUGACCAGGAGAACUUGCCUGACCCCCAAGACAUCAACUGCCACCAAAGCCCUUCCAAGACGGACCACCUCACAGAGAAGGCCUACUCAGACGGCCCCAGGGACUUCCCGGACCCCUUCCGGGCCAGCAGCCCCGGCCACCUGGGCGUGAUCCGGGACUUCUCCAUCGAAUCUCUGCUGAGGGAGAACCUGUACCCCAAAGCUAACGUCCCCGACAGGAGGCCCUCCUUAUCUCCCUUCUCCCCGGACUUCUUCCCGCACCUCUGGCCAGGGGACUUUGGUGCCUUUGCCCAGCUGCCCGAGCAGCCCAUGGACAGUGGGCCACUGGACCUGGUCAUCAAGAAUCGGAAGAUCAAGGAAGAGGAGAAGGAGGAGCUACCCCCACCCCCGCCGCCACCCUUCCCCAACGACUUCUUCAAGGACAUGUUCCCGGACCUCCCCGGGGGGCCGCUGGGCGCCAUCAAGGCGGAAAGUGACUACGGUGCCUAUCUCAACUUCCUGAGCGCCACCCACCUGGGCGGCCUCUUCCCACCCUGGCCGCUGGUGGAGGAGCGCAAGCUGAAGCCCAAGGCCUCUCAGCAGUGUCCCAUCUGCCACAAAGUCAUCAUGGGGGCCGGGAAGCUGCCGAGGCACAUGCGGACCCACACCGGGGAGAAGCCAUACAUGUGCAACAUCUGCGAGGUCCGCUUCACCAGGCAGGACAAGCUGAAGAUCCACAUGCGGAAGCACACAGGGGAACGGCCCUACCUGUGCAUCCAUUGCAACGCCAAGUUCGUGCACAACUACGACCUCAAGAAUCACAUGCGCAUCCACACGGGCGUGCGACCCUACCAGUGCGAGUUCUGCUACAAGAGCUUCACGCGCUCCGACCACCUGCACCGCCACAUCAAGCGCCAGAGCUGCCGCAUGGCACGGCCUCGACGAGGCCGCAAGCCUGCCGCCUGGAGGGCAGCCAGCCUGCUCUUCGGGCCCGGAGGCCCAGCCCCGGAGAAGGCGGCCUUUGUGAUGCCCCCAGCGCUGGGCGAGGUGGGCAGCCACCUGGGCGGGGCCACCAUGUGCCUCCCGGGCCCCAGCCCCACCAAGCACUUCCUGGCAGCACCCAAGGGCGCACUGAGCCUGCAGGAGCUUGAGCGGCAGUUCGAGGAGACACAGAUGAAGCUGUUCGGGCGCGCGCAGCUGGAGGCCGAGAGGAACACGGGGGGCCUCUUGGCCUUCGCGCUGGCCGAGAACGUGGCCGCAGCGAGGCCCUACUUCCCGCUGCCUGACCCAUGGGCCACGGGCCUGGCCGGCCUCCCUGGGCUCGCUGGCCUCAAUCAUGUGGCCUCCAUGUCUGAAGCCAACAACUAGGCUUGUCCUUGUCUGCCCAGUCCAGCUGCCCUGCCCUCUCUCCCAGCAGGCCCGCCCUGCCCCAUCCAAUGGAUCUGAACUUAUUUCAAAAUCACAAAGAAAAAAAAUGAAAGAAAUAUAUAUCAGCAGCAAUGGUAUUUUUCCAGGCCUCCUGAGGCACCUGCCUCCCUUUUGCUUGUGUCUGAGAUGAGCAUCUCCUCUCAGCUGGGCCAGCCUCUCCCUAACUGGCUCUCUCUAGCUCUCACACAGGAACUCACAGUGUCCCAGGCCUCAGAGGAGGCCCCACGCUGGGCGC